AUGGCACGUCGAGUGCUCCUGCCCGUGGCAAUUCUCGCGCUGCAGCUUUUCUUUCCGGUCGAUGGCUGCUCGGACUUCCUGCUGUCCGCUGCGGCCACGUCGCAAAGUGUCAUCAGCGGCCGCACUAUGGACUUUGAGGCGGAUUUGGACUCGACGCUCGAGGUGAUCCCGAGAAAUACCCAUUUCCAAGAGUUGCCAGUUUCUGGGUGUCCUGAUUGCCCAGAUUUCGAGUGGCAAAAUAAAUUGGGCUUUGUGGCCGCAAAUGUGUACGGUGUCAAUGUGGCGGCUGACGGACUGAAUGAGGCCGGCCUCUCUGCUGCGUGGCUCUAUCUGGAUGCAACAGAGUACCCAAAUCCCGAGAAUGGGGUCGGCAACUUCAACGUUUCCAAGCCCGUUGUCACUUCAAUUUGUUCCUAUAUUCUGGGCAACUUUGCUACGGUCGACGAGGUGAAAAAGGGUCUUGAAAACGUACAACUCGCAGGGAUUAACGGCCAAGUUGCUCAUAAAGUUCUACACGUACCUAGUCCUGAAGACGGCAAGGCCCAUUCAGCGCCACUUCAUGUCAGUGUGCACGAUCGAAAUGGGAAAAAUUUGGUAAUUGAGUUCUUGCAAGGGAACCCAAUUUUCCAUGAUAACCCAAAUGGGGUACUGACCAAUGAUCCUCCACUUGAAGAGCAACUGGCACUGCUGGAAAAACAUUUGAGCGAGGCUACGGGAACUGUCAAUACCGGAAACUUACUCCCUGGAGGAUACGGAUCAACCGAGAGGUUUCAGAGACUUUCCGUGCUGAACAAGAAGAUUAGUGAGGGGUAUAACGCACCGUCAGUCCAUGCGUCGUACGUUGAAGCGACCGAGGAACAGCGAGCGGUGUCAGAUGCAGUGCAUAUGCUAAAUACGGUGGUGCGACCGCCAAUGGGAGAAGCCACACAGUGGUCUAUUGUGCGGGACCAUAAGCGUCGUAUGCUGUAUAUCCGCUCUACGGCCAACCAGCUACUACGUCGUUGCCACUUCUUGACGACCGCAAUGUGA
Phytophthora nicotianae INRA-310 is the source of this 1029-nucleotide messenger RNA. RefSeq lists its product as hypothetical. Lineage: Eukaryota; Oomycota; Peronosporomycetes; Peronosporales; Peronosporaceae. Bases 1 to 1029 code for a protein of 342 amino acids. The transcript is spliced from 2 exons. The record is from RefSeq and is a predicted model, not a curated record.